UUGUGCUGGAGAAAAGGAAGCGCGUAUAGCUCCUCUCCAUCACAUUACACUUUCCAAACACUGACGGGAAAACAAAAAAAGCCAGGAUGUAGAAUCGGUUGCAGGGCGUCCACAAACCCCGCUACAGACAGUUUCUUCUGAGUCUUGUGGUCCUGGAGUCGGAUUAAUUCUGCUCCACCAGCCGCGCGUUCAGCUCGGUGCUGGAGUCUGUCGAUCGAUCGAGGAGGAGGAGAGGUGCUACUCGCUGCUUCAUCCCGCCGGAUGGAUCAGCGCUCCUCUUCUCUCACUUACAACUGACGGCUUGGUCUUCAUAGAAACUCUCCUGUCUUUGUUUGGAGGAGUUGGGAUUUUGUUCCCUCAUCCAGUUUAAUCGAUGUCAGUGGAUUUGGUGGAAAGCCAAGUCUGACGGUGAGGAGGACUACUUUGAAGACUUGACAAUGGCAACAGGAGUAGCUGCAUGGCUCCCUUUUGCCAGGGCAGCAGCCAUUGGCUGGAUGCCUGUUGCCAACUGCCCCAUGCCUGUUGCACCAAGGGACAACCAUAAGAGACAGGAUGAGCUGAUCAUCCUCAAUGUCAGUGGCCGUCGUUUUCAGACCUGGAGAAACACUCUGGACCGGUACCCAGACACCCUGCUGGGCAGCUCUGAAAAAGAUUUCUUUUACAACGAAGAAACCAAGGAGUACUUCUUUGACCGGGACCCUGACGCCUUCAGAAGCAUCCUGAACUUCUACCGGACAGGAAAGCUCCAUUACCCUCGUCAUGAGUGCAUUUCAGCUUAUGAUGAGGAGCUGACCUUCUUUGGCAUCAUCCCUGAGGUCAUCGGUGACUGCUGCUAUGAGGAGUACAAGGACAGAAAGAGGGAGAAUUUAGAACGUCUGCAGGAUGAUCAGGAGGAGAACAAGGAUAUGAAACUGCCAAAACUGAACUUCAGGGAGACCAUAUGGCGAGCUUUUGAGAACCCUCAUACCUCCACCAUGGCCCUGGUCUUCUACUACGUCACUGGUUUCUUCAUUGCCAUCUCAGUCAUAACUAACGUGGUAGAGACUGUGCCCUGUGGUUCCACAACCAACCAAAAAGACAUGCCAUGUGGUGAACGCUACACAGUGGCUUUUUUUUGCAUUGACACUGCCUGCGUCAUGAUAUUCACAGUGGAAUACCUGAUGCGCUUGUUUGCUGCACCUAGCCGUUACCGUUUCAUGCGCUCAGUGAUGAGCAUCAUUGACGUGAUGGCCAUCUUGCCAUACUACAUAGGCCUGGUGAUGACCAACAACGAGGACGUGAGUGGUGCCUUUGUGACGCUGCGUGUGUUUCGAGUGUUCCGUAUUUUCAAGUUCUCCCGUCACUCGCAGGGCCUGCGGAUCCUGGGUUAUACCCUCAAGAGCUGUGCUUCAGAGUUGGGUUUCCUCCUCUUCUCGCUCACCAUGGCCAUCAUCAUCUUUGCCACAGUCAUGUUUUAUGCAGAGAAGGGCUCCAGCUCCAGCAAGUUCACCAGCAUCCCAGCUUCCUUCUGGUACACCAUUGUCACCAUGACGACACUGGGGUAUGGAGACAUGGUGCCAAAGACGAUCGCUGGGAAGAUCUUCGGCUCCAUCUGCUCCCUGAGUGGUGUGCUGGUGAUCGCUCUACCUGUCCCAGUCAUUGUCUCAAACUUCAGCCGCAUCUACCACCAGAACCAGAGAGCAGAUAAACGCCGCGCUCAGAAGAAAGCCAGACUGGCCAGGAUAAGAAUAGUCAAGUCCGGCAGCGCCAACGCCUUCCUCCAAAGCAAACGCAACGGACUGCUCAACGAACUGCUGGAGCUGACGGGUACAGAAGAGGAUGAGCAAAAGCUGAUCAAGUCCACCUCUCUGUUAGAGAGCCAACACCACCACCUACUGCACUGUCUGGAGAAAACCACAUGUUAUCCUGUUUGUUCUCUCCAGGCUCAUGAGUUUGUGGAUGAGCAGAUGUACAAGCAGAACCGUUUAGAAACAGCACUGCAGAAUGACCCGUCGCGCAGCCCCUCUAUAUGCAGCCAUGACAGCUCUGUGGGUACCUGCUGUAGCCACCGAGUAAAGAGAAACGCUGCUCUGCCCAGUGUCAGUGUUCCCUCCACCCACCCCAUCCCAAUGCACCAGGGCCCUUUGCAGGAGCUCAGGGCCAUCCACAUACAGUGUGGUGACCUGCCAUCACACACCACCAGUCGUUCAAACCUCAACCUAAAAACCGAUGACAGUGGCAGGAUCAACUGCAGAGGUGCCCAGAUCACAACAGCGAUCAUUUGCCUCCCGACACCUUCUGCUCUGACCCCUGAUGGUGAUGGCCUCCAUGGGCCCCCACAGCAGAGGCCGCCCCCACCCCUGGGUCACCCUGCAGCCCCAAGCAUCCAAACCACAACAAGCUCCGCUGGCACCAACAUCAUCAAAGUCUCUGCUCUGUGACUCUCUGGCUGACAGAUGUAACUUAGCUCAGCAGGAGAGAAUAAAUCAACAGGAUGCAGAGGAGGAAGACAAAAAAGCACGUUUCAUUACAGUGCUGGAGGCUCUGUGUCCCAUCUCACAGGGUCAACAGGAAAAGCUCUGCACCCCAGAGGAGUCACCAGCUGAUGUUUAAAAGAAGACGGGUGAUGUGGAGACAUUACUGAGGUAGAGGACUGUACAGUAGGUAUGUGAACCAAGAAUUACACACUCGCCAUGUUGUGUAUGUACUGUAGAUACGGACAGAAUCACUGCAUUUCUAAUAGUCUCUAACAGCAGUUCAGACGUUUCACAGCAAGUACUGUGAAAAAGAAAGACAAUGUUCAAUUGUCCGUACAUCAACAGAUACCACAAAGUCACAGUAAAUUUCAAGUGAAUUCAUAGUGAAAAGGGUAUUUUGUUUACUUUAAAUGUGUUGGAAGAAAGAUGCGGUGUUGAGUGUGUUUAUUUGAAUUUGAUUGGUCUUGUUAGUGUUAUGUGUUGUCUGAAGUAUUUUGAGGAUAAAACUGAAAUUAAAAUACUUUCUUUACAGCAUCAUUUGAAAAAAAAAAAAAAUAUCACGGUACCAAUGCUGCUAAUUUCAUAUCACUGAAAUGUGAAUUUGAGGUCAUGUGAUUUAUCCUGUGGAAAACGAAAAUUGCUAUAGAAGAAGCGUGCAUAAAUUUGCAUCUGUUAAACCUCCACUAGUUUACAUGCCGUUUGCCAAAUCAUAAAGAUGCCGAUGAAUAGAGACAACUUCGCACAGUCCAAUUUUUUGACGCUGGAAACAGAUCUUCUUAACAGACUUCAGAGUACAGUGUUUGCACCACUAUCUGAAACAUGUGAAGUAACACUCAUGCUUGCGUUGCAUUACAAAAUUUUGAACAACAUAUUUUGCCACACAAGUACGCACCAAACCCUCCUUGCCUAGCUGGAUGCGUUUGCAGCUGCGUAGCUUGUGUAGAGUUUGAAAGAGCCCUUGCAGCUGAUCAGGUGAUUAUUCUAUGCGGUUCGCUGUAAUGGCUACCCCAGAUUUGCUUUCUGCCUUACUCAGAGAUAACUGUGAAAAAUGAUUUGAAUGAAAUCAUGUUUGUUCGAGCACUCUCUGAGGCUAACUGAC
Molecule: messenger RNA, 3555 nt
Organism: Monopterus albus (swamp eel)
Lineage: Eukaryota; Metazoa; Chordata; Actinopteri; Synbranchiformes; Synbranchidae
Product: potassium voltage-gated channel subfamily D member 3-like
Exons: 7
Coding region: 438-2420 (660 amino acids)
Biological process (GO): protein homooligomerization; potassium ion export across plasma membrane; action potential
Cellular component (GO): postsynaptic membrane; voltage-gated potassium channel complex; neuronal cell body
Molecular function (GO): A-type (transient outward) potassium channel activity; protein binding
Source: RefSeq, a predicted model, not a curated record